Molecule: messenger RNA, 1443 nt
Organism: Candida albicans SC5314
Lineage: Eukaryota; Fungi; Ascomycota; Pichiomycetes; Serinales; Debaryomycetaceae
Exons: 1
Coding region: 1-1443 (480 amino acids)
Source: RefSeq, a predicted model, not a curated record
AUGAACUCCGAUAUCCCACCUCCACCACCACCUCCAGAAUAUUCCCAGUCCCAUGAAGAUUUACCAGCAUACACUUCGUCGUUGAACUAUUAUGGAUUAUCAUUGAUUAAAACAGAAUUCAUAACCCCAUAUCAAUACAAUAGCGGUAACCGUUCCUGGAAACCAGUAUUGCUUGAAUUGAACUCUACUCAAUUGAAAAUAUACAACUUGAACAUUGAUAAGAAACUACAAGAUUUGCUAAUAUGUUUAUAUUUUGAAUUAAAUUGUUUAGAUCAAUUAACUAAAGACAUCAAUUCUCAUUAUAAAAAGAGUAAAGGUUUUGACUUUAGUGAAUUAUCGUCUAAUGAUGCCGACGAUGUCGGCGAUUUGUUUUCCGGUGAUGCAUAUGGUGGUACUGAUAGCUCCAAGUUAUCUUUAAAUGAUUCCAAGUUUGGCAAAUUGAAAAACAAAUUGAAAAAUCAAAAAUCUAAUAAAACCUUGCAAUCAAUAAAAGCUCAUUACGAUGAAUUAAAAGAUAACAAAUUUUUCUUUGAACCAACAUCCUCAACAAAGGAAUAUAACCAAUUCGCUAAAAAGUAUAGAGGUAAUUUGUUGCACUGUUAUUCUUUGGCAAACUUGCAGAUUGGGGAAGCACCUUCGUUGAACCAAAUAAUUUCAGCAAUCUACAAGGAAGAGCAUAAUGGCAACACCAACAAUUCAUCACUCGUCAAAUACAAAAACACAUUGCGUCUUCGAAUUGAAUAUAAACAAAUCUUACUUCAAUUUUGGUCUUUCUACGGUAUGAUCAGUUGGUUUAGGAAUUUCACCAUUGGAAGAGAUUUGAGUGUACCCGUCGAAGCAAGACAUGUAUCGAAACUCAAAUCUAUACCCUCAAGAAACACUAGUCAAAACAAUGCAUUAUUGGCCGCUACUGCCGCAGCUGCAAACUAUGGAAGAAACAGAGCCAAUACUCCAGUUGACGGUGUCGAAGAAGACAUAUCCAUGUUUCGCUCCAACUAUUUGACUAUUAAAGAUGAAGAUAAUACUCAUCCUGACACCAGUAGUGAGAAUUCAUCUGUGUUUGACAAUGAGAGAAGAGGGUCCAUAGUUUCAACAACUACGUCAAUCGAACCAGUCGACUAUGUUACUAUUAACAAUUACAAGUUUUAUUCCCAAGAGUACACCUUUACCACUGUUGAGAAACAAUACAUUUCCAAUUGCAUACCAGAUUUGAACUCUUUUGAUAAAUGGAAUGGCAAGUUAAUCACCGUCAGUAACGUGGAUCAUUUUAUUAGAGAUAAAAGAUCGUUUGAAGACAAAGAUGACGUUUUCAUUAGUUAUGCUGCAUUGGGGAACUUGGUACAAUCAUAUGAUAAAAAAUCACAUAACGACUCAUCCAUGCUUACCACCCAAACUUUUAUCAUUCAUCAAAAAGGGUUAGUUGGUUUAGGAACACAAGUUUGA